Molecule: messenger RNA, 1552 nt
Organism: Linum tenue
Lineage: Eukaryota; Viridiplantae; Streptophyta; Magnoliopsida; Malpighiales; Linaceae
Source: the annotation of a GenBank genome assembly
CAAUAUUUUCCUUCCCGCCCCCACAAAAAUUUGAACAUCAAUCUCCGGUUUUACUCGCCAAAAUUGCAGACCUCGGCAGCAAAAAUCAAGCUGGUACUGAUACUUCCGAACGCCAUCUCCAUCCAUCCGCAAAGGAUAAACAGAGCGCCAGUUGAUCCGCUUCCCUCCUCGGCCUUCCUUUUGCUCUUAUACAGCCGUCUCCCAGAUCUGAACUUAGGAUUAACGAUGGCGGGGGAAAAUAUCACCGGUGGGGUUUCUAAGCCGCGCCAAGCCCUAGGGGAUGUGACGAAUCAGCCACUGAAGAGAGGGUUUUCGUCGAUCUAUGGCGAUUCAGGGUUGAAAGGUGUCGAAAGUUUAGAGAUUUCUGGUUUUGCGAAGCAGGUGUGUCUAGGAGUGGAGAAUUUGGUCAGGGAGAAGUGCGAAUCUGGGUUUAAGACUACAGCUGACAGUAGGGGGAAGGGUAUUCUGCAUCUCCAGAAAGACGGGCAGGGUCACGAUUCGAACCCUAUUGCUAGUGAUAUCGGAAGUGGCGAUGGAGUUGAGAAAGUAGUUUCCUUGAUCUCAGAUGGACACCCAAGUGAAACCAAAGAAGAAUCUAACCUCUUAGAUGGUAAUGUUGAUGUGGUUGAGAAAGGUGUGGGAGAAAUUGGAGAUGGGUCAAGAGAUAGCUGUGGAUCUAGCAGGACUGAUAGUGAUGAUGAUGUAAGGGUCUCUUACAAUGUGUCACUGAGCCAAUCAGUUGCUGAGGAGCUUGGCGGCAGUCAAGGUUUGACUAGUGAGAGCAGAGAUCCUAGUGUUGAUGGUUUGGAAGGUGAGAAAACUGAGCUUCCUGAGAGCUCAAUGUUGCACAGUUCCCAGAAUUCGAAAUCCUUUCAGUUGGAUAGAUGCACAAGGUUUGAAGAAAGCAGUGGAGGUGCCUGUGCUAAUGCAGACUUGGGUGCUGACUUCAUGAAAACCUGUUCUUGUUCAUUUUGUUUGACAGCUGCUUUUAUGUGGUCUGACCUCCACUACCAAGACAUCAAGGGUCGAUUAUCUUCAUUGAAGAAGAGUCAGAAAGAAGCUAGCAUCUUGGUGAACAAAUUUUCCAGGGGAAGGCAGGCUGAAAUUCCCAAUCAAGGAAACGCUAGCAACUCACUUCAGUUCGAGACUGACUUGACUUCGCAAUGGAGAUCACUCUUUCAGCACAUGGAGGAUAUAUUUGCUCAUGAAAGCUGCCAGAUUGAAAAGAACUUCCUUGCGCUGAAAGAUUUGCGAGAGAGUUGCAAGAUGGACCUGGCGAAGACUAACGGUGUGCCUCCAGAACACCGUUAGCUGCUUACUCUACUGUAACUUUGGCGAAUGUAAGAAAAGCGUUUUACUUGAAAUCCUUUGUAGUUUCUGUUGUUUGUAUUUGCUUAUCCCGUGUGGUAUCACAAACUCAUUUGAGGCGUGCCUCUUAGACCACUAGUGGCUGUACUCUGUACACACAGAAAUUGUCCCAUUUCGUUUCAUGGUUACGAUCAUAAUGAGUGAGAUAUUGAAAUGCAGGUUCUGGAAUUAAAAUCUCUGCCCU